UGCAUGCACAUCUUCCUAUUCCUGUUAGAAAGAAGAAACCAAACGUUUUCGGAAAGAUGGAUGGUUUGAAGAAAAUACUCAUACGCUUGAUGAUGGUAGCUAUGUCUAUGAAGAUGGUACAUGGUAGAGAUCCUGUUCGCCAUGACGUCGGAGGUGGCCGCUAUGGCUGGAAACCCGACGUUAACUUCUCAGAAUGGUCUAAUCACCAACUCUUCUACGUGGGGGAUUGGCUUUAUUUCGGAUUUGACAAGAACCUGUAUAGUGUUCUGGAGGUGAACAAAACCAGCUAUGAGAAAUGCAAUGAGACAGAUUUCAUGACAAACAUAACAAGAGGUGGGCGGGAUGUGUUUGAACUGAAAGAGGCAAGGCCAUAUUACUUCAUCAGUGGCAGAGGCUUCUGCUUUGACGGAAUGAAAGUUGCUGUCAGGGUUGAAGAUACCCCACCAGCUCCAGCACCCUCUCCAGGGAAAAACAGUGGUUCUCCAUCAAGUUUUUUGAGCCAGAUUCUUCUGCCACUGCUGACCACCUCUGUGUUCUUGAUCUUUCUUUCCAAAUACUACUAAUAUUAUUACAUUUGGAGACAUUGAUUCACUUCUGAAAUGGGUGUUGACAUCUUAUUUUGAUGGUUUAAGUACAGAAACACUUGGAUUUGCAACUCAAAAUUAUAGAAUCCUGAUGUAAUAAAGAAAAGUGUUGCACUGUUUCAAUGUUUCGAUGAUUGGGUUGUCUCAAAAGUAACUGAUUAGUACUCCCAAAGAUAUCCAAUGGGGAGAACCAAAACAAAACAAUAAUGGAAAAUUUUCUUCAUCCCAAGAACGUGGAGGUCUUCCAUUGGUGCUAUCAAUGUGAAAUGCAGGUGCUGACGUGCUAGGAGUUCAUUAGACUUCAAUGCUCUUAAGAUGAGUCCCUUAAAUAGUCCCGACAUCUGAUAAAAUUGGAACGAUACAAAGCAGAUAUACUCUUAAACAAAACAAAAGCAUUUAAAUGGUGCAACCGAAACAAUUCAUAAUCCAUUCAUCAAGGAUCUACAAGAGAAAAUUUAUUGUUAAGACCAAUGAAUAUGUAUAUCAGUAUAUUUAAAUGUUUAUGUCAUUGAUCAUAUGGUGAAUUGAUGUAGGCUGGACUAGUCCUGGAUUCACUCGAAAACAAACUGUUUGCAGGAUCAGAGCAAAGAGUACAUACACUUGGUGCUGCUGCAGGGUUGAUGAACAUACUCUUUAUGUUACAAUGGAUUUGAGCAUCUUAAGAACAAUCAUGGGAAAUGAUCCCAAGCUUGGUCGUCUUGCAUUCUCACCAGCAGUUGUUGCAGACCCUUUAAGCAUUACUCUUGGCGUGAGUGGAAGGCUAAUUGAAGUAGCUUUUGCAGUCACAAGAAAUAUAUCUUGAAAAUUUAGCAUAUAAGCAGGUUUCAUUGCUUUAAUCUUCUUUCCGCAAACCUUUGAUUAGUGUCCACAAUCAUACAAAAUUCACCAAAAGGAUCCGUUUGAAAACAACAGAGGGUGAUUAUUGCCCAUGGAAAUUUCGUGAGCUACUUAGUCUGGUCAUGCUAAAAUGUGCUUGUUC
Theobroma cacao (cacao) is the source of this 1563-nucleotide messenger RNA. RefSeq names its product early nodulin-like protein 20. The record is from RefSeq and is a predicted model, not a curated record. Gene Ontology annotation, molecular function: electron transfer activity. Gene Ontology annotation, cellular component: plasma membrane. NCBI's taxonomy places the organism in Eukaryota, Viridiplantae, Streptophyta, Magnoliopsida, Malvales, Malvaceae.